Messenger RNA from Neurospora hispaniola, 800 nucleotides. RefSeq lists its product as uncharacterized. The coding region runs from base 88 to 549 and encodes 153 amino acids. The record is from RefSeq and is a predicted model, not a curated record. Lineage: Eukaryota; Fungi; Ascomycota; Sordariomycetes; Sordariales; Sordariaceae. The transcript is spliced from 2 exons.
AACCAAACAUUGGGGUGUGGCGUGGACGGGGGCUCCCCGGACAUCUUUCAAGGCAGCCCUCCAGGGGCAGAAGCUUCCAAUUUCUCCAUGGGCGCCGAUGAAGCCCUCCUGACCCUGGGAAAAGAGCCACGGGGAGCCAACGACACAAGAAGCCAAGAAACUACUGCCCGUAUCCGACGUUCAAUAGCAACGUGCCCGCCUGUCAGCUGCUGUGAUGCCAACCACGGCCAACCUAUCAGCCAACGACAAACGACCACCAAGGCAACUGAAUACCACCCCCAGAACCUGCCAUUUCCUCAGCACUCUUGGGUAAUUUUUCUUGACGCGCGUACGUCCUUUGUCUCGUGCGAGAAAGAAAGCAAGAAGAAGAAGAAUGAAUUCUCGCCCAGCAUCAAUCCAGCUUUGUCAUGCUCCGGCCUCCCACUCCGAGGCUCCAUCCUCGCAGCGAAUACCACUGUUCACGUCGUUCCAGCCUGCGUUGAUACCGUCAAGGAUCCUGCGGUGUUGAGGCUCGAUUUGUCGAGUCACAAUCAAAAAUUUUCCCUCUAGAGAUAAGCCGGGUUGGGUCUGGAGGCUAGCGCCAGUUCACCACUUUUCGGUCUAAUCUGGGCAAGGGUUGUGAACGAAGAAUCCUAUCGUCUGGUAAUGCUGAAGAUCGUUGCUGAGAGAUGAAGGUAGGUAGCAGAAGAGGGUGGGGAGUCUCGGAAACCCAAAUCAUGGAAGUCAAAUGGAAGACGGUAGACUGUGGAGGGAUGAGACCAAGGGAAUCAUCUUCAAGGAAUCGAUGCCAAAUCUUCAGA